Messenger RNA from [Candida] anglica, 1389 nucleotides. The record is from the annotation of a GenBank genome assembly. NCBI's taxonomy places the organism in Eukaryota, Fungi, Ascomycota, Pichiomycetes, Serinales, Debaryomycetaceae.
AUGUCCCUCCCAUCUAAAUAUGCACCCGAGGGGCUCAGUUCCCACCAGCAAAGGCAAACGCUUACAGUUGGCACUUCUAGGCCCCCAAAACCAAUUCUGUACACAGUAAGAAGAAUUGAAAAUAGGAUCGAGUCUGCAUUACAAAGAAGUCAAACCGAUAAUGAAGACGUAGAAAUGGUGGGUAUGGCCGAUUCAAGCGAAAUUGAAGUGAUUACACACUAUGUACGUGAACAAAGAAGUGAUACCAGAUUUCAAGAAGAUCAAAUGGCAGUCGAUAUGAGUGAGUACUUUGCUGAUACUUUGAACGCUGCAGUUCAUUCAGAAGCUUCAGCAUACCUUGUGGUUGAUACAAAUUUCAUACUUUCACAUUUAGAUAUCAUCAGUGAAUUGGCAAGGUUAGCACAUAAGUAUAAGUUCAGAUUGAUUAUCCCAAUCACGGUGGUUCAGGAACUAGAUGGACUUAAGAAAUCUCUGCGGAUGGAAACCCCUGCGUAUGGAGCGAUCUCUGGAAGGUCAAUUUCUCAUUUAGCUCGAUGGGCAAACGAUUGGAUAUACACCCAAUUGGCCCAAAAUAGUAAAAGUGUACGAGGUCAGGCGAAAGCUGAAAGAUUGGAUAUAAAUACAAUCCAGGACGACUCCAUUUUAGAUUGUUGUCUAUACUUUCAAAAGCUUCAUAAUCGAUCCUUGGUGAUAUUAAUGUCAAAUGAUAAAAACUUUUGUGCAAAGGCAAUGACUAAUUCUGUUCUUACGGUGAGUUAUAGACCUAAUAUGACAGCAGAAUUAAUAUCAUUGAUGGUUUAUAAAGAGAUGACAGAGAGAUUCCCUCCUACUGAUGAUAUGCCAACAAAUCAUCCACUGUUCCAACCACACUCUUGUGAUCAACAGAAUAUCCCACCGCAGAGAAUUGACGUAGGGUCCCAACAAUAUCUGACCGCACCACAAUUUCAACACCAGAAUGUCUCCAUUAGUCCUACAAAAAUUCCGAUUGAAAGGGGACCUGUAUCACUGAAUUCAUUCCAUGAAAUAGCUUCUACAAUAUUCCGUGAGGUGCAAGCUAUUGUAACAAAUGCUAUAAAAAGAUGCAUGGUGAUUGGCUACGGAGAGGAUAUUGAUAUAAUACAAAACUAUAGUGCUGAAAAGGUGACUUCAUUACACGAAUGCUCGCACGUACUAGUGAGAUUCAAAAGCAUCGUAUUCGAGAAAUAUGUGGGUAGAAGAUGGAAAGUCGAUAAUUCAUUUAAUACAACUCCAUAUGAUAGAUUAGAAAUGGAUCGUUUCUUAAAUUAUUGGUUGCAGAUCUUGCAACCUAUUUAUGAACAAGAAAUGGAUAGUACCCAGCAGCAAUCUCUUCUUGUUUUAAUUCAACGUUGGAAUAAUCUAAUACAAUGA